Molecule: messenger RNA, 1713 nt
Organism: Opisthorchis viverrini
Lineage: Eukaryota; Metazoa; Platyhelminthes; Trematoda; Opisthorchiida; Opisthorchiidae
Exons: 12
Coding region: 1-1713 (570 amino acids)
Biological process (GO): monoatomic anion transmembrane transport
Cellular component (GO): membrane
Molecular function (GO): transmembrane transporter activity
Source: RefSeq, a predicted model, not a curated record
AUGUCAAUCUCUUUUUACGUGCUGACUUUUUCGACCGGCCGGGCAACUGUGUACUCACCACAUCCUACGGGACCCUCGUUAUCCAUCCGAGAACUGAAUGAAACCAGAUUCGUCGAAAGCGCAAGUGAGCGUUUGGACAGCCAACGAAAUUCCGAAGUUGCAGAGCCCAGAGACAAAUUACCAGUCGCUUCAGUUGGAAAUCAAGCCCUGACAGUUGAGCACGUCCCCUCGCCUAUUGAUUCAAAGACCGACCCGGAAUCCAUGCGCUACGUUAAUCUCCGUGGAUUCAAUAUUGGACUAAGCUUAGCAGUCUGCUACGCAUCGACAUGCGGAGGUUUGGCCACGGUGACGGGCACAGGGCCGAAUGCAAUAUUCUUCGGACAGGUGAACAGUCGUUAUGGUGAAAUGACUGGCCUAAACUUUGGUUCCUGGAUGGCAUUCGCCAUGCCUAUCUCGAUUCUCAUGCUAUUGGUGACGUGGAUUGUACUCACAAUGAUUUAUAUCGGCCCGAAUAACCCGUUCUUGACUAACUACACAACAUAUUUAAUUGUCUUUUGUCGAUACCUGUGCUUCAGGGCCUUCUGUUUGUGCAGACUGGACAGGGACCAAGCGUUGCUGGUUCGAGAAGUGAUGCAUCGGGAAUAUAAGAAGCUUGGAGGAUUCACUUACGCAGAAGGUUGCUGUUGCGUCUUAUUCGCGGUCAUCACAUCCUUGUGGGUGACUCGAAAUAUUGGCGAAUUUGGAUGGUCCAAGUUCUUCAAAUCAGACAAGAAUCCAACACAAAUAUACGUCAGCGAUUCACAGCCGGCCAUGUUGGUUGCCUUGUUGGCCAUGAUACUGCCUGCCGUCAGCCCGAUCGAACUUUGGCGAUUACAAUACAAACGCCUCAGUAAUAGUGCAGGUAUGUCCAGUUCUGAAUCGAUUUUGCACAGUCGGAAGCUUAUGUGCAUCAUGCUGGGUAAGGUACACAUGUCGUCGGAAACUGCAGGAAACGAUAAAAAUAGGUCAGUUGAGGAUGAAGUUAAUGCCAACCCUAUCAGUGUCGUGAAUUCGAUGGCUGGAUAUCAAGACAACGUUGUAUUCGCAGCACUUGCCACAGUCUCCACACAAGAGCCUCACUUUUCCCUUCUCUCCACGCGUUUCGCUUUUCUUUCAGAAACGGCCGAACUUAAAAAUGAAUCCCUUCUUCCCUGGAACGUUGUACAAAAGCGAGUACCUUGGGGUAUAAUUUUUGUGCUCGGUGGAGGGUUUGCACUGUCGGAUGUAUGCCAGUAUUCCGGAUUGUCCGCUGUGAUCGGGAGGUAUCUGAUGGAACAUGUUAACGGAUUGCCUGUUUUCGGACUGGUCGCCAUUUUCUCAAUACUCGGCGCAUUCUUUACAGAACUCACCUCAAACGCCGCAACCAUCUCAAUUCUGCUUCCGAUUCUGUUCAGCUUGUCGGAAAGCAUGCGAAUACAUCCAUUUCUGCUCACCCUUCCGACGACCGUCGCAACGUCGUUUGCGUUCUGCUUACCCGCGGCCACUCCACCGAAUUCCAUAGUUUUUGGACGAGGACGUGUUAGGGUGAAGGAUAUGAUAAAAUCUGGCCUGUUCCUCAAUGUCGUUGGUUGUCUGAUCACUCUUGUAGCAACCAUAAGCUACGCGGUUCCGUUAUUUCAAAUGGACACACUUCCACAAUGGGCAGUGAAUAUCACUUCCACACAAGCAGUCUGA